AUGCCAGAACACUCACCGGCUCCAACACCGCAUAGAGCAAUUUACGGAUACUCGUUUUACCUAUUAGUUAUUACGUUAUUUGUAUUUUAUAUUUCAUGGACAUUUUUGCCAACUAAGCAACUGGGAUUGACCUACUUACCAGACAAAUAUUUCGCCGUGUUGCUACCAAUGCUCGUGCUUGUGGGUCUGGCGUUUUUUGCAUUUUUCAUAUACCCAGCAAUUAAUAUGUCCCUUACGCCAGAUAUUGAUGCCUUCUCAUCGGUAGCUGAUGUAUCGCUGAUAUUAAAAGGAAGAACGAAUAAAUCUCUCAAGUCAUGGAAUGAAAUGCAAAAUGCCUUGAAUAAUGCAAAGGUUAAGACAUGUAAAGAUCACAUACAUUUUGUAGAAAAUUGCGAGUUCUGCUAUGGACGCCAUCGCAUCCCAGAUGCGAAAGAGCAGAUUGAUUCAUUACGUUUCAUGGAUUUAAAAGAAAUAAAUGAAAACUUAUUUUCUUAAGGUA
This is a messenger RNA of Musca domestica (house fly), 499 nucleotides long. It is a transcript of the gene PIG-P, whose product is annotated as phosphatidylinositol N-acetylglucosaminyltransferase subunit P. The transcript has a single exon. The record is from RefSeq and is a predicted model, not a curated record. The coding region runs from base 1 to 495 and encodes 164 amino acids. NCBI's taxonomy places the organism in Eukaryota, Metazoa, Arthropoda, Insecta, Diptera, Muscidae.